Molecule: messenger RNA, 528 nt
Organism: Raphanus sativus (radish)
Lineage: Eukaryota; Viridiplantae; Streptophyta; Magnoliopsida; Brassicales; Brassicaceae
Product: acetyltransferase At1g77540
Exons: 2
Coding region: 33-347 (104 amino acids)
Source: RefSeq, a predicted model, not a curated record
AUGGAAGUGAGAAAAUUGGAGAGAGUUCAGAAAUGGCGACGGAGAAUAAACCGAAGAUCGUGUGGAACGAAGGGAGACAUAGAUUCGAGACGGAGGAUCACGGAGCUUUCAUUGAAUACAAGAUGAUGAACAACGGGACUGUCAUGGACUUGGUUCGAACUUACGUGCCGUCUUCUAAAGCAGGAUUGGGUUUGGCUUCGCAUCUCUGCGUCGCUGCCUUCGAACACGCGUCCUCUCGCUCUUUCUCCAUCGUCCCCACUUGCUCCUACGUUUCCGAAACGUUUCUACCUAGAAACCCAUCUUGGAAACAUCUAGUUUACCCCAAGAUCCUCAAAUCUAGCAUCUGAUUAAGCUCUCUUGCUUGCCUUUGGUGAAUCAAACAUAAAAACAUUACACUAUUAAGCACUUGUUUCAUGUGUAAACAACAAAAUGUCACACUGCACUUGUAACAGUAACAAACAGACAUGGUAGUAGUGUUGUUGUUGUCCAUAAUAAAUCAAAUAAAACAUGCGAACAUUAUAUAUUCUA